AAUAGCCGGGCUGCACUGGGCCCCUGGUGUUUGGUGAGGCGAUGGCCAGCGCUGAUAACUCGGCCCUGGACUCUCCCUGGAAUCCUUCGCCUGCCAUGCCUUUGACCUCUGGCAGAGGAAACUAUAAAGCCGAGGCGGGUGUCUGGUCUCAGUCAGGGCGUAGGGGGUGCAAGGAGCAGGCGGGAGGCUCCCAGGCCAGGGACGAUGGCGGCGCUGCAGGAGAAGAAGACGUGCGGACAGCGCAUGGAGGAGUUCCAGCACUACUGCUGGAAUCCGGACACGGGGCAGAUGCUGGGCCGCACCCUGUCCCGGUGGGUGUGGAUCAGCCUGUACUACGUGGCCUUCUACGUGGUGAUGACUGGGCUCUUCGCCCUGUGCCUCUACGUGCUAAUGCAGACGGUUGACCCGUACACGCCCGACUACCAAGACCAGCUACGGUCACCAGGGGUAACCUUAAGGCCGGAUAUUUACGGGGAGAAAGGCCUGGAAAUUGUCUACAACGUCUCUGAUAACAGAACCUGGGCAGACCUCACACAGACUCUCCACACCUUCCUAGCAGGCUACUCUCCAGCAGCCCAGGAGGACAGCAUCAACUGCACCUCCGAGCAGUACUUCUUCCAGGAGAGUUUCUCCGCUCCCAACCACACCAAGUUCUCCUGCAAGUUCAUGGCAGAUAUGCUGCAGAACUGCUCAGGCCUGGCGGAUCCCAACUUCGGCUUUGAAGAAGGAAAGCCGUGUUUUAUUAUUAAAAUGAACAGGAUUGUCAAGUUCCUCCCCAGCAACGGCUCGGCCCCCAGAGUGGACUGCGCCUUCCUGGACCAGCCCCGCGAGUUCGGCCAGCCGCUGCAGGUCGAGUACUACCCUCCCAACGGCACCUUCAGUCUGCACUACUUCCCUUAUUACGGGAAAAAAGCCCAGCCUCACUACAGCAACCCUCUGGUGGCCGCGAAGCUCCUCAAUGUCCCCUGGAACGCUGAGGUCGCCAUUGUGUGCAAGGUCAUGGCAGAGCACGUGACCUUCGACAAUCCUCACGACCCGUAUGAAGGGAAAGUGGAGUUCAAACUCAAGAUUGAGAAGUGAAACGGUUUGCGCAGGGGUCCUGGGCACAGCCUGCGGUGUCGCUCAUGGACGCCCUCAUGGUUGGGCUUCCCUUGCCCCUCAGCUCCCUGCCAAAUCAUACCCAAAGUGGUUUAGAGCAGCAACGGUGUUGUCAGUGUGGGAACUCCAGAGAAGUGCCCACAGUGAAGGGCCUGCUCGCGAGUAUCAGUUCUUCCUUCUUGAAUUCUUAGUUUUUAAAUGGAAUUUGCUGCUAUAAGAAUGUCCAGCUAACAUGGGAACGCCAAGGCAGCAACUCUAAUUUACCAGGUUGUAAAAACAAUUCGUCUUCUCCUGUGUAGACAUCACUUUCUUAUUAUAAUUUAUUUUUCUACACUUCAAUAUGAACUGCCCACAUUAAUAUAACUAUUAAUGCACUGAUAUGAAACACGGCUUACACUAAUGACAUUCUGAAUUCUUUUAAAAUUGCAAUUCCUAUGUUGUAAACAUAAAAUACAUUAAAGUUACUCUUAUUGUAUGUAAAAAAAAAAAAUCAUGUGUUUCCUGAUAUGGGAGAAAAAUUAAACCAAACACUUCCUUAAAAA
Macaca mulatta (Rhesus monkey) is the source of this 1640-nucleotide messenger RNA. It is a transcript of the gene ATP4B, whose product is annotated as ATPase H+/K+ transporting subunit beta. Gene Ontology annotation, molecular function: ATPase activator activity. NCBI's taxonomy places the organism in Eukaryota, Metazoa, Chordata, Mammalia, Primates, Cercopithecidae. Gene Ontology annotation, cellular component: sodium:potassium-exchanging ATPase complex. Gene Ontology annotation, biological process: potassium ion import across plasma membrane; intracellular potassium ion homeostasis; sodium ion export across plasma membrane. The record is from RefSeq and is a predicted model, not a curated record.